AUGACGGCGCCAGGUCCAGGGCCAGGGCCAGGGUCAGGAUUAGGGCCAGGGCCAGGGCCCGGUAUAGUACCAGGUCCAUGGCCAGGUUUAGCGCCAGGGCCAGGGCCAGGGCCAAGGUUAAAGUUAGGGCCAGGUUUAGGGAGAGGCCCAGGGCCAGGUUUAGUGCCAGGGCCAGGGCCAGGCCCAGGGCCAGGGUUAGGGCCAGGGCCAAGGCCAGGUCCAGGUCCACGACCAGGGCCAUAG
Galeopterus variegatus (Sunda flying lemur) is the source of this 243-nucleotide messenger RNA. It is a transcript of the gene PHGR1, whose product is annotated as proline/histidine/glycine-rich 1. The record is from RefSeq and is a predicted model, not a curated record. Lineage: Eukaryota; Metazoa; Chordata; Mammalia; Dermoptera; Cynocephalidae. The transcript is spliced from 3 exons. Bases 1 to 243 code for a protein of 80 amino acids.